Molecule: messenger RNA, 2255 nt
Organism: Pieris rapae (cabbage white)
Lineage: Eukaryota; Metazoa; Arthropoda; Insecta; Lepidoptera; Pieridae
Product: MAPK regulated corepressor interacting protein 2
Exons: 5
Coding region: 92-538 (148 amino acids)
Source: RefSeq, a predicted model, not a curated record
AUGAACUUUGCAUCAGCGGUCGAUCGGCAGCCCUAAUUUAACAAUUUUAUAAAUUUAUAUAAUUUUUUUUGAAAAUUUUUGGUAAAUUAAAAUGUAUACUGUAUCCAAGGGACCUAGCAAGAUUGUUGCCAAAACAAGAAGAGGUCUUUCGCAAAAUUUGGAACGUUUGGAUAGCCGAAAGGAUUAUAAUAGGAAGUCUUCUGAUUCUGAUAAUGAUGAAAUUAUUAGUAUGCCUAAGCCAAUUUUUCAUUCCAACGGAAAGAAGACAGUACAUCAAAGAAUACAACACAGUGUUUUAACUCCUCAACAUGAAGAAAUGAUAAGAUACAUAAAUGAAACUUGGACUCAAACAGCAAACUUUGAUAGUGAACCAUCAACCCCUACAAGUACAGGUUCAGGCAGUUCAUCUCCUGCCCCAUCCACAAGCCUAUAUUAUCAAGAUGAUGAACCACGCCCAGCUCUUCAGGAUUUCAAGCCUUUUGACCUCGAGACAUGGUGGGGCAAGAGACUGUUCCAAAACAUCACAAAUUCCCUAUGAAACAAGACCUGGUUUAAAUAAAAAUCUUCGGUAGCGUAAGUCACAGUCAAGUGUAGUUUACUGAAUUAUUUAUAUAUUUUUACAUUUCUUGUAUUAAACAAACUGUACUGUGAGGAAUGUAAAUAUUGAGGAUCUUAUAGGGCUAUAUAUUUACAUUUUAAAUCUAAAUCACAUCAGACAAAACAAAUAUUGCCAUAUAUUUUUGUAUCAACAUUGUUUGAGAUUUGAUUUAUCUCAUAUAUUGAUAUCACAUUGCAGGAUCUAAAAAUUGGCAGAUAUAUUUAAAAUAAAUGCAAUUUUAACCAUUUGUAAAUUUAGUAAUCUACAUUUGAUUGUGGAUCUCAGUAGGUAACACUAUUUAUCUUAAGAUGAAAAUUUUCCAAAGCUCAACAUUUUUUUCCAUUUUUGAACCAAUAUUCUAUAAGAUUGCUUUAUCAUGAUCAGUUAUAGAUUUUCUAUGUUUUAAACUUUUUAUUUGUAAUAUAUUGUUUAUUGUUACACAUUGUUGUAACUGCCGAAGCUGGCUCGAUGAAUGAAUUUACAAAAGAACAUACAUUAGUUUGCACAACAUAUCUAAAGCUUUCCAAAGAAGUGCCUCGCUACUGUGAAAUAGAGUUUAAUAUUGCCAGUUACUAGUUACUUAAGAAAUUAGUUUAAAUAGAUUAACAGAUACUGUAUCCUCACAAUAAAAUAUGUAUCUUACUCAAGACAAACUUAAUGAUAAUUUCUACUUUACUGGUAGAAGUCUCUUUUAUAAUCUUCGUUAAUUUUUACAAAUCAAUGUAUCAUUUGGCAAAGCUAUAGGUAUUAACCUUUUGAACACCAAAUACCUUUUUACUUAAUUCUUGAAUAAAUCUAAUUAAUUGUUCAUUCACAUCAUUAUGUUUGGGUAAAUUUUAAAUGUUAGUUUAAAUAAAUAUGUUAAAGCAAACCCAAGUUUUUAUCUUCAAGAACCAUUAUUAAUAUUUUACUUUCAUCAAAAAAAAUGUAUUUUCUUGGUACUGGUUGGCCUUGCAGGACAGGGUAGAAUGACACGAUUUAUAAAUUUAUGUUUUCGCCAUUUGUUUUAGAAAUAAUUAAUCUCAUGUUUAUUUUUGGUAAUACAUCCAACAUCACAUCUAGAAUGUAACUAUGUAUUAGUAAAGCAAUAAAAAUAUGUUUAACAAAACUGUUAAACAUAUUUUUUUUACUAAACAAGCCUAAUUAAGGUUUGUUAUUAUGUACUUGUGUUCUAUUCUGUAAACAAUGAGUAGUGACUUAAGUUUUAUUUUUUGUUUCUAUAUAUAGUUAGUUUAUAUAGUUGUUUGUUGUUCAAAAUUAACCAAAUGCCUUACUGCUGUUGUUGUUUAACAAUUAUAAAAAAAAAGAAAAGCUAAAGCGAUCAAUGUCUUCCAUAUUUUAUUGGUUUACUCAAGACAAAUCUUAGGAAUAUUGGUCUGUAUGGUCCGGUUAUUUAGUAUAUUGAAACAAUAUAUUAUUAUUUUUUAUGUUUAAUUUUAUACAUAUUUUCAAAUGCCUGUGAAUUAUGUUCCAUAAAUAGGAAAAUUUGCUUUUUAAUGAUGUUUUAAUUAAGUUUCAUUUUGUGCAAUUACACCACAUGUAGAGUUAUCCUUUUUAGAUGAUUUAUAUGAAAUGUAGUGAGAUGUAGAAUAUUUUUAGACUGAUUUAGUUAUAAUCGUUAUGCCUUUGUUGUAGUUGAAUAAAUUUUUAUUGACAA